AUGGACAGCGACUACUUGGAGAACCCUCUUUACAGCGACCUCAAACACUUUUGCAGGAAAGUCCAAGAGGCCUACAACGAGCUCAAAGAGGAAUUGACACCCUACCGAGAUGAACGUUUUUACAGAUUAGCGCCCAUGCGCCUUUACACUCUAUCUAAAAGACAUUUCGUGUUGGUCUUCGUGGUGUUCCUGGCGUGUUUCGGCCUCACAGUUGUUAUUGGAAUUGCAGGUCCAAAGAUUCUUUCCGAGCAGGUUUACAGUGGGGCUCAUCUUGCCAAAAAUGUAUCUGUAAAGACGGGACCGUUCGAACUACGUUCGCCACCUCUGACCACAUAUCACCAGCAGUUGUGGCUCACCUGUGUAAUACAGGCUGAACACAGUAAUGUGGGAGGCUUCCAGCAGCCUUUCGAGAUCAUCGUGGAUCUCAAGGGGGUUAAGCAGGACGCCAGUGUAGAGCACGUCAAAAGCGUACGCAGCAAGUCACGAACACUGCAUUGCAGCACAGUGAGUAAAUGUGACGAAAUCAUCGUGCUGCAUUUGGGCUACCUCAACUACAGCCAGUAUCAGGUCACACUCAGCUUCAAAGGGCUGGAAAAUAUCAGCUACAAUCUCAAGGUCAACUUUGUGUGGAAAACCUACAAUCCCACAUUUUCCCAAGUUGAGAUCUGGUUCCGCUUUGUCUUCGUAGUGUUGACCUUCAUGGUGACGUGUCUGUUUGCCCACUCGUUGAGGAAGUUUUCAAUGAGGGACUGGGGCAUUGAGCAGAAAUGGAUGGCAAUCCUGUUGCCUCUGCUGCUGCUCUACAAUGAUCCUUUUUUUCCUCUGUCCUUCCUGGUAAACAGCUGGUUUCCCGGAAUGCUGGAUGCCUUCUUUCAGGCACUGUUCCUGUGUGCCCUGUUGCUCUUCUGGCUCUGCGUCUACCACGGCAUUCGUGUUCAGGGUGAGCGAAGAUGCUUGACAUUCUACCUGUUGAAGGUGGUCAUCGUGGGCCUUCUGUUGAUCUCGGCUGUCACACUCGGCAUAUGGCAGACGGUCAACGAGCUACAUGACCCCACCUACCAGUACAAAGUUGACAUACAGAACUUUGAGGGUAUGAAGGUGUUCUUCCUGAUUAUCGUUGUCCUCUACACCCUCUACUUGAUCUUCCUGAUCGUCAGAGCCUGCUCAGAACUCAAAAACAUGCCUUACUCAGAUCUACGGCUGAAGUUCUUGACAGCACUGACAUCUGUGGUCCUGGCUAUAAGCUUGGUUAUUCUCUACUUGCGGUUCGGUGCCAAAGCACUCCAGGACAAUUUUGUGGCCGAGCUGUCCACUCACUACCAGAACUCAGCCGAGUUUUUGUCCUUUUACGGUCUGCUCAACUUUUACUUGUACACUUUAGCAUUUGUAUAUUCCCCCUCUAAAAAUGCACUUUAUGACUCCCAGUUGAAGGACAAUCCAGCUUUCUCCAUGCUGAACGACUCAGAAGACGACGUCAUCUACGGGAGCGAGUACGAAGAAAUGCCUUUACAAAAUGGACGUGCCAUCAAAGCAACCGCCAACUUCCAGGAUGAGAGCGAUAGCAACUGA
Nerophis lumbriciformis (worm pipefish) is the source of this 1569-nucleotide messenger RNA. The record is from RefSeq and is a predicted model, not a curated record. NCBI's taxonomy places the organism in Eukaryota, Metazoa, Chordata, Actinopteri, Syngnathiformes, Syngnathidae.